Molecule: messenger RNA, 1664 nt
Organism: Rhineura floridana
Lineage: Eukaryota; Metazoa; Chordata; Lepidosauria; Squamata; Rhineuridae
Gene: HMOX1
Product: heme oxygenase 1
Exons: 5
Coding region: 167-1039 (290 amino acids)
Biological process (GO): heme catabolic process; heme oxidation; response to oxidative stress
Molecular function (GO): heme binding; heme oxygenase (decyclizing) activity
Source: RefSeq, a predicted model, not a curated record
UUUCUGGACUGAGCAUGUGAUCUCAGAGUAAAAGUAUAAAGAAAGAUGCGGGAGACCAGCUGCCUAACUCAGAAGCUUCUCAGACUCUGGGCAGAAAGGGACAGAAAGCCAAGAGAACGCGGGAAGUAGAAAAGGAAGAGGAACCACGAAACGGAAAGCGAGCAGGAUGGUAGAGCGCUCCGAAGGAAUGUCUCGCAGAGACCUGUCAGAAGCCCUGAAGGAAAGCACCAAAGAGGUGCAUGCACAGGCAGAGAGCACAGAGUUCAUGAUGAGUUUCCAGAAGGGGCAGGUGUCACUGCAUGAAUUUAAGCUGUAUCUAGCUUCUCUGUACUACAUCUAUUUGGCUCUGGAGGAGGAGUCUGAGCGGAAUAAGGACAACCCAGUCUAUGCCCCUGUUUAUUUCCCAACGGAGCUGAAUCGCAGGGCAGCUUUGGAGGAAGACUUGGGGUAUUUCUAUGGCCUCACAUGGAAGAAGGAGAUCCAAUGUCAUGAGGCAACUCAGAAAUACGUGGACAGGCUCCAUCACGUGGGCCAGUACGAACCUGAGCUUUUAGUGGCCCAUGCUUACACCCGCUACCUGGGAGAUUUGUCUGGGGGCCAGAUUCUGAAGAAGAUUGCCCAGAAAUCUCUCCAUCUGCCCAGUACUGGAGAAGGACUGUCUUUCUUCAUUUUCCCAGGAGUCACCAACAUCAGCAGGUUCAAACAGCUUUAUCGAGCACGGAUGAACAGCCUCCCCAUGGACUCGGCUUCAGAGGAGAGAAUCGUUGAAGAGGCCAAGAAAUCUUUUCUGCUGAAUAUAGAAGUCUUCGAGGAGCUGCAGAGAUUGGUGAGUCAAGGACAAACCUUGGAGAAUGGCCACCUUGUACAACCCAAACUAGAGCAUCACACAAGAGGAAUCAACCGAACACACAGUCCAAAGGAAAGUGACAGGGCACAGAUGAGGCAGAAGGACAUGCUGCCCAGCACACUGCUCCUGCGUUGGGCUCUUGCCAUUUUCUUCUUGGCAACAACAGUCGGCGUAGGCUUGUAUGUCAUGUGAAUAGAAGGGACGUUAACCAUUACUUCCACCAGCACCUCCCUCAUCAUAAACUAACAGAUCUCUCCUUGUGGAAGAAAACCUGCUUGGGUGGCAGCUGUUCUCACAUUACUAACAAUAUAGACGACACAAAAUGGCUUGUUAAAAAAAUCAGAUGCUGGUGUAGGGAACAUUUAUGUAAAAAUCCUGAAAUGCCACGGCAAUGUUAUAAAGACAGAGCCAUAAAAACAAAAGACUGAUAACUUGCCAGCUAGAAUACCUGAGGAAUAAAUCUUUGUGCUGGUACUUUGCCCAGUGCUUGUUUUGUACAACUGUCUUUUGAGACUCUGCCAACCUGAUGCCUUCCAGAUGUAUUGGAACAUAAUUCUCAUCAGCCCCAGCCAGCAUGUUGUAGUCCAAAACAUCUGGAGGGCACCAGGUUGGUCUAUGUUGUGUUGCUUGCUUCUCCUUAUUUUGAGACAAAAAGACAUUGCUCAUAUUACAAUUUUAUUUAAUAAUGUUUCUAUUUUUGAAACACGUUUGUAUUGCACCCAUAAACUUUGGGGGGAAACACACACACACCCUCUUGUAUUAGCAACUUGUAUUUUAUAAGUUAUAUGCUCUACCAUUAAACUUACUGUGAGCUGAA